Messenger RNA from Prorocentrum cordatum, 1152 nucleotides. Lineage: Eukaryota; Dinophyceae; Prorocentrales; Prorocentraceae. The record is from the annotation of a GenBank genome assembly.
GGUCCGCCGUUGCCGGUCGGAAGAGAACGGCUGGCAAGCAUGCCAGCUCGAUUCGGCCAGCAACGGGAGCCUGCGACAGCGCAGCGUGGCACUCAGAUUUUUUGGGUGGACGAACGCCUCACAGCUGGGAGCCAGCAAUCCGCAGCACAAGCAUACUGGAGGAUAGGACCCACUCGGCAGCUUCAAAGCGGUGGCUUGAGUGGCAACCAAAUGCUGCCGGACAGCCCCUGAGGGUGGUGCAAACAGGCACAAGCCAUGCACAGAAAUCUCAGCAGCCCUGUAAGACAGACAGCCACUGAGAGUGGUGCUAAUUGGCGCGAGCCUUGCACAAAAGACUCAGAAGCCCCGGAAAAGGGACACCCAACGAAAGUAGUACAAACUGGCGCGCAUUACGCACAGAAGUAUCAGAAGCCCUGUAUAGCAGGCAGCCACUGACAAUAGUGCGAUUAGCGCGAGCCCAGAACUGGAGUCGCAGAACCUACUGUCGUUUUUCUUCCGCCCCCCCGCUCGCCCGCGACGCGACAAACGACCCCUACCCAUCUAACGCAGGGGAGGAGGCCAACAAACAUUCCGAGGCAGACCCAUCCCGCGCAGCCGGCCAGGACGGCAUGGCACGAUACAAAAUCUUGCGGCAUCUCUGACUCACAGCCGCCCGUGCGGCCUGCGGCCGCAAAUACCACCUGGCGGAAACACCUGCUUCACGCGCCGGCCCCCACAGGCCGAGAAGCAUGGGAGGAGGCCUACAAACAUUCCGAGGCAGACAAAGAUCGGCGCACUUGCAGUCUUGCCGCGCCCAGCGCUCGCGAAGGCCGUCGAGCCUGGACAUGGGCCCCCACGGGCCGAGGGGGAGGAGGAGGACGCAGGAGGAGAGAGGACGGACGGACGACGAGCAGGACGACCGAGGAACGCGGAGGCAGCGGACUGCACAGGUAGGCACGCCGCGAUCGGCCGGCCGCCACAUCGCCCGCGCAGCCGGCCAGGACGGCAUGGCGUCACGAUCCGAUUUCCUGCGGCACCUCUGACUCGCAGCCGCCCGUGUGGCCUGCGGCCGCAGAUACCACCUGGUGGAAACACCUGUUUCACGCACAGGCCCCCGCAGGUCGAGGAGGAGGAGGAAGAGGAGGAGGACAGGCGUUUCCAAAAGGCAGCGGG